AGAGAGAGAGAGAGAGAGAGAGAGAGAGAGAGAGAGAGAGAGAGAGAGACGGGGCGAUCGUGUGGUGAAAAUGACGGGAAUUCGGCAGUGUGUACGGAUAGGAGGGGAUAAAAGAGGACAUGGUUUGGACUCAGCGGGCGGUCCAGCCGCGAAGAGGCUUUGUCUUGGAGGCCCAGUUGCAUGCUCGGAUGAUUAUCAAUUCUGGUUGUCGUCAUCCCAGGAGGAGCGCACGGUUACUAGAGGAACUCAGUCUGGUCAUGGAGUUGCUUCGGUUUUGGCCGCUCAGCCGAACAGCAGCCCGAUCGACAGUCUACCUGACGAUAUCAUAAUCUCCAUCUUCACUGCUCUAAGCGCCAAAGCCAGCUCGACCAGCGAUUUGAUCAACGCUAUGUUGACGUGCCGGCGUUUUUGUGCAGCAGGCAUGCAUCCCCAGGUUCUUGCGUCCGCGUCCGCGGAUGUGAUGGCCGUGAGAGCACACAAAUGGUCCAGCGGCGCUCAUGCUUUUCUGCGGCGAGCAGCAGAUGCUGGCAAUGCUGAGGCGUGCUACACACUGGGAAUGAUCGAAUUCUACUGCUUGGAUAAUCGUCGAGCAGGCAGGUGUCUGAUGAUGAAGGCAGCACUGCAGAAUCACGCCUCUGCUCUGCAUUCCUUAUCCAUCAUCCAUUUCAACGGAAGCUCGGGAGGAGAUCGGACGGCUAAGAAUCUCACAACGGCAGUGAACCUGUGCAGCAAAGCUGCGGCAGCUGGACACGUGGAAGCCAUGCGGGAGCUGGGACAUUGUCUGCAAGAUGGGUACGGUGUGGCGAGGAACGUGAUGGAGGGGAGGAGGCUGCUGCUCGAAGCCAAUGCGAUGGAGAUGAUCUGUGGCAGGUCGUUGUUCGAUUGCGGAGGAACAGCCUCCUUCUCCUCUCAUGGGGUCGGGGUGCAGGCGUCAGCGGCCGCGUGCGGAGGGUCAGCAGCAGCUGAAGUGGCCGCCUCCUUUCCUAAUCGGGAAACGGAUGCGGCAGACUGCGGGCGAUCCCCGCUGAACGAUGGGUCGUCCAUUACAGAAGAGGAAGGUGUCGUUGGAGGGACUAGCUUGGCAGGAAGAGCCGACGAGGCGGUCGGGAUUGAGGAGCCAGUUCGUGAGGGAGAAGGAGAAGGAGAGGCAGCGGCUACAGCAGCUGCGGUGCCCGCCUCCUUUCGUAAUCGGGAAACGGGUGCGGCGGACUGUGGGCCAUCCCCGCUGAACGACGGGUCAUCCAUUACAGAAGAGGAAGGUGUCGUUCGAGGGACUUGCUUGGCAGGAAGAGCCGACGAGGCGGUCGGGAUUGAGGAGCCAGUUCGUGAGAGAGGAGGAGAGGCAGCGGCUGCUACGUCCCUGAGCACGCAGCUGUGGACAUGUUGCGGUUGUUCCUGUGCUUCUGACGAUGAUGACACGAGCAACGGUGCUAUGGCGGACUAUGAUGAUAGAAGUAACGCGGCUAUGGCAGACUAUGAUGACAGAAGCAACGCGGCUAUGGCGCAGUGUCAGUCGAGAGAGCAGGAAGAGGAGAAGCCGCAGGAAGGAGAGGUGGAGGAACUGAUGUGUCGGAGGGAGAUGGAAAUGGCAGAGGGGGCACACGAUGUGUCGGUAUGGGGAGAGGAAGGCGGGGGAGUGGCGACGGGAUCGGGAGGUCGUGGAGAAGCCGUGGGGUGGGCGUCGGGACGAGAAGAAGGGGCAGCGUCGGUAUCGGGAGGAGAAGACGCAGCAGAGUUGAUAUCGGGGGGCCAAGUGGCUGGCGGCGCAGCAGAGGGAGCAGCUGAAGGAGUCGCGGGAGGGGAUGGGGAGCAUGGGGAGGAGAGAGGGAGCCCUGCGAGCUGCUGCUUGUCUACCAGCGUAUCUACUAACGGUGGGUACGAGAGAGUGAACUUGGUCUACAAGUCUGUCCAGGCGGACAUGGGAAGAUUGAACCUGGAAUACGGCCGCCAACAGCAGCAGCAGCAGCAGCUGUCUAAUCCGGGACCUUAUGCUGCUAACACGUUCUUAGUGGACUGGUUCGCUGAGCACCAACCUGCACCUGGUCUACGCCUGUGCUCUUAUGCAUUCUGCGGGCGGCCAGAGAUGCGGCGGCACGAGUUCCGCAGGUGCGCUGCAUGUGGCUGUGUUAACUACUGCUCUAGGGCUUGCCAGGCUCUAGACUGGAAGGCCAGGCACAAGUGGGAGUGCAUGCCUGUCGCCGAGUGGGCGGAGCAAGACGCCGAGGAAGAGAUGGGAGAGGGAGAAGAUGUUUUUCUGGAUCACGCAGCCCAUCUCUAAAAGUCCCAAGUCUGGAAGUCGAAAAGUCGAAACGUCGAUGCUUUUAGCCUUUUACCACUUGGAUAUAUGCUUUGAUGGGGAUGUGAUGGGUUGGGCUAGGCAGGCAAAUUACAGAGAAUUAUGGCGAAGUACAGCAUUGAAUUUGUUCCAUGAGGAUUUGAGUUCGUGACAUGAUCAGACUGAGUGUUAAAAAACAACAUCGGCGUGACACUGUGUGCAUGUAGCACAGGCUGUUGUUGGUGUGAGAGAGGUACUCAAUGGUGUGCGGAGCAACGAUUGAUGUGCCUGAGGGCGUCUUCACAAUAGCUAAGGGCAUUGUCAAAUAAAAGCCCACGAUUUUGGUCAUCCGUCUGGUUGUAUACAUUCAGGGAACUUUACGUCGUAGUGUGACUCUGCCCCCUUGAGGGAGGAAGGUAAGGUCUUGGGUUUUGGUUGCUACUAGUAGUCGAGGAUGACAGGUCAAUAAGAGAACGGAACAGAGAGAAAUACAAUUCCAUCUGGCAAAGGGGAGGGAGGGGCCGGGGAUGGUUGAGAUGGAAUGAGAGGUGGUAGUUGUUGGUGGCAGUGUUGAAGAACAGUGUAUGUUUCCAUUGUCAAUGAACAUGAUUGGCCAAAGAUGUACCUGCUGCUGCUGGUGGUGGUGGUGGUCCCGGAUUGGAGACAAGGAGACCGUUAAGCACUAGGUUCUGCGCUUAACUCCCUUCCCAAUCAAGGACUCGAGGCUAUUGCUGGUGUUGAGGGAGGUUUAGACUGUUGACACGUGUUCUUGUGGAUGAUGGCCAGACAAAUGAUGUGGCAUCUGGUGGGACAAACGAUUUUGCAUCUACAAAGCUGAGCUGAUAUUGUUGGGAGGUUUUAAGGGGCAGGGCGGGGGGAUUAAGUGAAAUUGAGCGAUAGAGAGAGGGUGGGAAGGGAGGUGAAAGCGUGAGAGGUUUGGGGGUCUGCAGUCGUGAUACGAGUAGAACGGGAAGAUUCAAUCAUAUGUAGGGGGUCGCAAAGAGUAGGGGUCGGAUAGGGGGGAGUGGUCCUGACUCCCGAGAGAGGGAGGGAGCUGUGGGGCAGCACUGGACGGGAGUGGAAGCAGGCACUGGACCCAUGCUGUGCCGGAGGUUCAAAUUCUCUGAGUCAAAUAGAUGAUGGUGGUGGAUUCCAGGUGGAACAUUAAUGGAGGACCAUAUCUUGGGAAUGCGUGGAGGUGGUAGUGGGUUGUUAUGGAGCGCUCAUGCCGACGUGAUUGUUUUGCAGGAGAGUAAUGGUGUUUCGUCCUUAACUGAUAGGUAUAUGGUCAUAGGCCAAGUACAAAGAUUUUGAUGGGCGAGGCAGUGACUUGUGCCCUGACAGUGUUGGUCCGGGUGCUCAUGAGAUAGCUCAGUCUGGAUGUGUUUAACGAGGGUGGGCGUUAGAGUGUUGAAAGGGAGAGUCGAGAGAGCAUUCCAUGGUGCCUGGGAUUCUGGAUUGAGGUCUGGGAAGAGGCAUGAUCGUUUUGCAGUCUUUACCGCAUAGGUCUGCUUGUGUCUGUCUGUGAGAUUGUGGUGAAGUGAUUCAGAGAUGAACAGAGGACGCACACCUUGUGUUGUGUGGCACACUGCAAUAAAUCAGCAGUGAGAGA
Molecule: messenger RNA, 3887 nt
Organism: Chara braunii
Lineage: Eukaryota; Viridiplantae; Streptophyta; Charophyceae; Charales; Characeae
Source: the annotation of a GenBank genome assembly